CUGGAGGAAGGCAAGUAUCACAAACUACCGUACCUUACCGCAGCAGAGAAGACGACCUCCUCCAUUCAGCCACAAUGAACUCCAUCCAACUGCUCGCAGCAGCGUUCGUGCUUGGCCUGGUCGGACUGACCAGCGGCCAGCUCGUCUCGCCCGGCGUCUGCCAGGACUUUCCGGUGCACGUGAACUUCGAUGUGCCGCGCUACCUUGGCCUGUGGUACGAGAUCCGCCGCUACGAGCAGGUGUUCCAGCGUGGUGGUGAGUGCGUUACCGCCGAGUACUCGCUGAACGACGAUGGCAGCGUGCGCGUGUUCAACUCGAUGCUGGUGCCGCCCGGCCAGGUCCGCCAGUCCGAUGUGGGCCGUGCCGUGGUUGCCUUCCCCGAUGAGUCGCCGCUGGAGGCCAAGCUGAACGUUACCUUCGAUGCGACUGCCACCGACAUCUCCGCCAACUACUGGGUGCUGGGUACGGACUACGACAGCUACGCCGUCGUGUGGGGCUGCUUCGGAGUGGGCACGACGCUGCGUGCCGAAAGUGCCUGGAUCCUGUCCCGCACGCCCACGCUGACGCCGCAGGCUGAGGCCGAGGUUCAGCGCUACGUCGACCUGUACCUGAGCGAGGAAGACCUUCGUCCGACCGUCCAGAACUUGGACUUCUGCUGCACGAUCGAUCCGGAAGUUACCGCUUACCCGCAGUGCCCAACACAUAUGAGUGCAUUAUCGACGGUACUGCUGCUAGCGGGCCUAGUGGCCUGUGUUGCCGGGCUGCUGACGGACGAAGCCUGCCCACAGGAUGUGACGGCGAUGAGUGGCUUUUCGCUGAACGAUUACGCCGGCCGCUGGUACGAGAUCAAGCGGUACGAGCAGUUCUACGAGAAGGAUCUGGACUGCGUGGUGGCCGAGUAUCAGAAGACGGGCGACAACAGCAUCUCGGUGAAGAAUGGUGCCUUCAGCCUGGCGAACAAUACGCGCGUGGUGGCGGACGGUACGGCCGUCGUAUCCUACCCGGACGAUACGACCCAUCCGGCCAAGCUGAGCGUCGCGUUCUUCGGAGCAAAGCCCGAUCGUAGCAACUACUGGGUGCUGGACACCGACUACACCUCGUUCGCCGUCGUCUGGUCCUGUGAGCCAUUCUUCCGCGAUCCCUCCAAGAAUGUCCUCGGUUUCUGGAUCUUCUCGCGCAACCCAACCUUCCCGACCGACGAAGCCGUGGUGAAGCGCGUGGACGAGCUGGUGAAGAAGUAUGCCGACGCGUCCAAGUUCGAAGUGCCGAACCAAUCGGACGAACGAUGCCCUCGAUCACCUUGGAUUGUACAGUUAAUUGAUCGUAAUGUUCAUGUAUACUACGUACCGUUCGUCAAGCUGGUUAGUGAAUCGCACCAGACUACGAUCGAUGUACCGCCGCAUGAUGUAGUGUAUGCGGAACAGCACGUCCGUGUCGGCGGGCAGCGUUGGCGUUCGGGACAGCACCCAGAAGCUUUCCUCCGACUGUUCCUCGCCACGCGGUUGACAGUUCCAGACGACCGAAAACGUCUCAUAAUCAUGGAGAACAGCCUUAAAACCGCCAACUUACGUGCACCGAAGAAGGACACGUUCAGCUUGCCCUGCACGACCUCCUCGUCCGGGAAGGACAGCACCGCCCGGCCGAGCGCAUUGAUCGACGAACCGUUGAACAGGUUGUAUCUGUCCACCUCGAAGUACUGCUUCACCGGCACGUUGGUCGGGCAGGGACGGUCGAACAUGAGCCCACCGUACACGGCACCGGCCAGCAGGCACACGAUGGCCACCGAAAACAUUCUUAUCUAUGCAAAUGAUAUAAAAAGGAGAUGUGCCACCAGCGCCGCCCAUGGGAUACGAAGACACAUUGGCAGAAAGCAAGUUUUUGUUCGACAGUUUAAAGUUACAUCGGUGAAAAUGUUGAAGCAAUUGGUUUGUGGCGCCCUUUUCCUGGCCACCCUGGUACAGGGGACGAUUUUCGAGCGACCGUGCCGUACGGAUGUUGCCGUUGUGCAGGACUUCCAGGUGGACCAGUAUCUCGGCCUGUGGUACGAUCUGGAACACUACGAGGCCAGCUUCGAGCAGAACACGGAUUGCGUAACGGCCGAGUACAGCCGAUACGCGGACGGUUCGAUCCGGGUGUUCAAUUCGGCCGUCCGGCUCACCGACGGGCUGCUGUACGCCGUGGACGGACUGGCACUGCUGAGCUACCCGGAGGCGGAAGUGCUGGAGGCAAAGCUGAACGUUUCAUUCUACGGUGCACCGAAUGAUGAAUCAAACUACUGGAUAUUGGAUACGGACUACGAGAACUACUCGAUUGUGUGGAGCUGCGAACCGAUCGGAGAGGAACGAUCGCUCGAAUACUAUUGGCUGCUUUCCCGCACCCCAGCGCUGCCGGAGGACGAAGAGCUGAGGGAAAGGAUUGAAAUGAUCAAGGAGCAGAACGGCAUCAUCGACGAUGAGCUCAUCAUUACGGAACACUUUGCCGAAGGUAAAACAGUGAACAUGUUAGCAUUAGCCGUGCUGAUCGUCAGCAGCCUGCAAGUGGCAGUGGGAUUUGUGGUACGCGAUGGAAACUGCACACUGGCCACGGCAAAUCUGCCAUUUGUGAAAGACUUUCAGCUGGAACAGUAUCUUGGCAAGUGGUACGAGCUGGAACGGUACGAGCAGGACUACGAGCGUAACAUGGAGUGCGUGUCGAUCGUGUACCGAUGGCAGCAACCGCUCGAAACGCUCGACGUGAACUAUCGUGGCUAUCUGCCGCACAAUGGUACCGUCAACACCUUCACCGGCAGCGGCGUAUUCAACCAGGAGCCGGCGCAGGAAACCGCUAACACUACUACGGCACCUACCACGGCUGCUAAGCUGCUCGUAUCGUUUGGCAGAGUGUACAAUGCCACCAACUACUGGGUAGUGGAUACGGAUUACGUCAACUACGCGAUCGUGUACUCCUGCGUGACGUUCGCCGAGAUGGGUCAGGCCGUCGAGGGCUACUGGCUGCUGGCACGCACACCCAACCUGCCGGACAACCAGACCGUGAUCGAGCGCGUCAAAUACCUGCGCUCCACGUACUUCCAGGUGUCGCACAUGCGCUUCACAAACCACACCGAGGAACUACUGGACAUCAUGUCGUUCGUACGGUGUUUGUUUGUGGUGCUGGUGGCGGCCGGCUCGAUUGCGCUGGCUCAACGGAUCGUCAGUCAACCGUGCCCGGACCCGGCCAACCAUCCGGUCGUGCAGUAUUUCGAUCUGCAAAGGUACGUUGACGGCCGAUGGUACGAGAUCUCGCGGUACGAUCAACACUUCGAGAAGGACUGUGACUGCGGGUACGCCACGUACACACCGCAGGCGGAUGGGUCGGUGCGGGUGCAGAACUGCUGCGAACGGUUGCCCAACACAACGGUCAAGUGUAGCAUCGGCAAGGCGGUGGUUAGCUAUCCGGACGUGUUCCCGCUGGAAGGCAGGUUUAAUGUCACAUUCGGUGGACCACCGAAAACCUCCAACUACUGGAUCCUGGACACGGACUAUGACAACUACGCGCUGAUCUACUACUGCAAGAAUCUGUCCGAGAGCAAGUCGGCCGAAGCGGCCUGGGUACUGUCGAAGCAGCGAACGAUCCAUCCGUCGGUGCAGGACACUGUCAACGGGCUGGUGGACAAGUACUUUGUGCGACAGGAUAUGCGCAUCACGGAGCAAAGUCAGGCAAAAUGCAAAUAUGACACAAAUGAUUGCUUGCAGUGGUUUACAUUUUACCCGAAUUUAUCACUUUCUAAGUCAAACGGGGCCCUAGUGACCUUCACACGAACAGAAAAGGGGCGUCUAAUUGCCAAACUUGCUAAAAGUGAACAGCGCGCAGCCAGGAUGAAAACGUUCCCUUGUUGGAUGAUCGCGAUGGCGUACCUGUGGUGUGCCGUCGAUGGAAGUCAAGGAGGUCUGCUCACCCUCUCCUGCAUGACGUUUGAGGAGGAUUAUAACUUUAAAGAGGAUAAGUUCGAUGGUACGUGGUACGAGGUGCGGCGGCUGAGCGAUCCUAGCGCCACCCAGCACGAGGACUGUGUGGUGAUGAACUACAAGCUCGGCGAGCAGGGCAGCUUCGAGAUACGGCAAUCGUACCAGGUGGGCGACGAGAGCGAACCGAUCUACCGGAGUGGCAGGGCCGAACCGAAGGUCUUCCAGGACGCUCGCAUUCCCAAGUUUUUCGAGCGCUUCAACACGACCGAUCCGGCCGAUCCGGACAUCUCGAUCGACAUCGUAGCGACGGACUACAGCAGCUACGCGGUCGUGUACUCCUGCACCUCGAUCAAUUCCACGCACCAUCUCGAAUCGGCCUGGGUACUGUCGCGCCAACCGGCACUCGCGAAGAAUGUGGUCGAGCUGGUGAACCUCUUCCUGGAGUCGCGCUUCACCCGGCCCGAUCACAAGUGGCGUGCGACGAUACAUACGGCCGACUACUGUAAGCCCACGUCCGUCGAGGAGCUGCCGAUGUACGCGGGCGCGGGCACUCGCACCAUCCUUAGCAUGCCGGCCGUCCUGCUGGGAAUGCUGCUGGCUGUGCUGCUUCACCACUAAGCAGCAUCCCUUCAUUCAUGUUUUAUCUCGCACCCCUCCCCCUAGUCAUAGUGUACGUGUGCGCGCGCCUCGUUAGUGUAAGCUCUUGCAUGUAAACCCCACCAAGGCUGUAUGAAAAGUGAAGUAAACUAUGUACCACGAUCACUGGCCCAGUGCCAGUUCCGCUUGGGCAAAA
Molecule: messenger RNA, 4737 nt
Organism: Anopheles coluzzii
Lineage: Eukaryota; Metazoa; Arthropoda; Insecta; Diptera; Culicidae
Exons: 25
Coding region: 75-4562 (1495 amino acids)
Molecular function (GO): pigment binding
Source: RefSeq, a predicted model, not a curated record